Molecule: messenger RNA, 2714 nt
Organism: Alosa sapidissima (American shad)
Lineage: Eukaryota; Metazoa; Chordata; Actinopteri; Clupeiformes; Clupeidae
Gene: pank2
Product: pantothenate kinase 2
Exons: 7
Coding region: 170-1504 (444 amino acids)
Biological process (GO): coenzyme A biosynthetic process
Cellular component (GO): nucleus; cytosol
Molecular function (GO): ATP binding; pantothenate kinase activity
Source: RefSeq, a predicted model, not a curated record
GCUGUAUCAAAUCGAAGGCGUGCAUUUCUUGUGCUUGUAAACAGACAUAAACACAUCGCGAUGUGAAAUGAAAUGGGGAUUAAUUUGAUUAUUACUUUACUGUUGUGUUUAAAAGCAGUUUUUCUAGCAAACAUUCACUUCGCCUAGAAUUAUUCUUGACGCAUUCUGAAUGGAACUGAAUGGUCAUCAAACUGACGAUGGAACGUCUGAGGAGACCGAGAAUGAUGAAGUCGUUAAACCGAAGAAGCCGCACCACCAUCAACAGCCUCCAUGGAAGGAAACGCAAAGUAGUGUUAGCUUUUCCGCUACAGCCGCCAACAUGGAGGGCGCAUCGGUAUCGGCCGGGGGAAGUGCCUCAAUCGCGCGGCGGACAUCCAGCUCGACCAUCGCUAGACAAAGGAUCGACUCUCUAAAAAAGAACAGGCCCCCAUUCCCCUGGUUCGGCAUGGACAUUGGCGGGACGCUGGUAAAGCUAGUGUACUUUGAGCCGAAAGACGUGACAGCGGAGGAGGAGCAAGAAGAGGUUGAGAGCCUGCGCAGCAUCCGACACUAUUUGACAUCCCACACGGCUUAUGGAACUACCGGAAUCCGAGAUGUGCACCUGGAGCUGCCGGGGCUGUCACUGUGCGGCCGCACGGGCAGUCUGCACUUCAUCCGAUUCCCCACGCACGACAUGGCCGCCUUCCUACAAAUGGUUCGGGACAAGCACUUUUCCAGCCUACACACCACGCUUUGCGCCACCGGUGGAGGCGCUUUCAAGUUUGAGCAAGACUUUCUCAAGAUGGCAGAUCUAGAGUUGUGCAAGCUGGACGAGCUGGAGUGCCUGAUCCGCGGCGUCCUCCACAUCGACUCGGUGGUGCCCUCCGAGUGCUACUACUUCGAGACUCCCACAGACCUGGAGCACUGUGAGGAGAAGGCUUUCCCCCUGGAGAACCCCUACCCUCUCCUGCUGGUCAACAUCGGCUCGGGAGUCAGCAUCCUGGCUGUCUACUCCAAAGACAAUUACAGGCGUGUCACCGGAACCAGCCUGGGUGGUGGUACGUUCCUGGGCCUGUGCUGCUUGCUGACUGGCUGCAGCACCUUUGAGGAGGCUUUGGAGAUGGCCUCGCUGGGGGAGAGCACACAUGUGGAUAAGCUGGUCAAAGACAUCUACGGGGGGGAUUACGAGAGGUUUGGCCUGCCAGGGUGGGCCGUGGCUUCCAGUUUUGGGAAUAUGAUGAGCAAAGACAAGAGAGAGUCUGUGUCCAAGGAGGAUCUGGCUCGAGCGACCCUGGUCACCAUCACUAACAACAUCGGCUCCAUCACACGCAUGUGUGCUCUCAACGAGAGCAUUGAGAGAGUUGUGUUUGUGGGGAACUUCCUGAGAGUGAACACACUGUCUAUGAAACUGCUGGCUUAUGCCAUGGACUAUUGGAGCAAAGGACAACUGAAGGCUCUUUUCCUGAAACAUGAGGGUUAUUUUGGUGCUGUGGGAGCAUUAUUGGAACUGCUAAACCCGUCCUGAACUUCCUCUUGAGCAUCUCUCUUCACUGCUGAGCACCAAACAUACAUGUAUGUUCGCACACACACACACACAAACACUUACAGUAUAUGUCUUAUAUGUGUGGUCCUUCAUGCUCAGUCACAGAUUUAAACCCACCUGUUAGUCACACCGUGUCUAAUGUGUGCACUAUCCCUUCACACUUAGGCCAGUCCCCGUCUGGGCCCUUUCUCUUCGUCUUCCCUCUGGAACUCUCUGUCAUCAUAAUGCCUUAAUGACAGAAUAGAACAGAACACUCGCUCUGUAGACAGAAUGCUGCACUCGCUGGGGCUCAUUGGUGCCUUUGAGCCCUCAGCUGGACUUCUUAGCCCUGUUUGGGGGUUUGCUGUAUCAUAGUAGCACAUGGUUAAGCCUUAACAAGCCUGAAAGAAGGGGAGACGAGCAGAGAUGCUCAUGCAUCUCAGCAAAUCCAGAAUCCUGGGACGAUGGUUAUUGAGAUCAGGGGAACGUUACGGUGAAAAAUGUCUGUAUGUUGCUAACUUCCUUAGUUAGAAGCAUCGGCUUGUUUACCGUAGACCUGCACCGACAAUCAGACAGAAGACCUUUUCAGGUCUGUUUCAGCUGGAUAGGAGAGCCAAAGAUCUUUGCUUUCUGUUGAAUGUCAAAGAUCUUUGCUUUCUGUUGAAUGUCAAAGAUCUUUGCUUUCUGUUGAAUGUCAAAGAUGUUCUAUGUGUGUGUUUAAUUUCCUUGGCGUCAUCUGGUUGCAUUGGAGUGGCAUGUGGAUCAUCCUUGAAACAGAUGUGUUCUGUUUUUAAGUGUUGCACAGAAAUGAAACACAGAGCAGUUGCUUUUCCAUUGAACUCCAUUUCAGUUGAUGUGGGACCAUACACCAAAACCACACAAGGAAAUUAGGACCUCCCUUACUUAGUGCAUACCGGUAUGCCGGUUCCUCACAGGCUGAUGGAAACUGAAGGGUAAAGGUUUGUUCAACCUUUUGUUGUGUAUAUAAUAUUACAAUUAUAUUGAUAUUGAACUGUGAGGGGGGGGGGGGGGGUUACUCUGAAGUGCCUGUAAGACAGAAAGUCUACAUGCUGAAAAUAGCUGUUUUCUAUGCUGUUACACAAGCUAUGAAGCUUACGCUUACCUGAAAAAAAAUAUUUUUUUACUGUAAAGACUAUUGUUUGGUACUUUACUGUUUUUUUUUUUUGGUUGCAAUAAAAUAUGUUUAAAAUGA